Diorhabda sublineata is the source of this 5518-nucleotide messenger RNA. It is a transcript of the gene mlt, whose product is annotated as tubulin-specific chaperone cofactor E-like protein. The transcript has 6 exons. Gene Ontology annotation, biological process: protein folding. The coding region runs from base 1028 to 2476 and encodes 482 amino acids. The record is from RefSeq and is a predicted model, not a curated record. Lineage: Eukaryota; Metazoa; Arthropoda; Insecta; Coleoptera; Chrysomelidae. Gene Ontology annotation, molecular function: alpha-tubulin binding.
AAAGCAUUAAUCUUGGUCAAAAAAUCGCAAACAUUUUCCUAUGACUGUCGACUUUGAUUAAACCAGCAGCAGUCUCCCGAUCAAUUCGCUUCGACUUUUAGUGAUGAAGCACCAUCUGGAGCCCACAUGUUUCGCUGGUUUUCCAAAUUUUCGGGGAACAAACCACUAAUCCACGGAGAAUAUGCGAAUCGAAUCCACACUUAUGCUUUGCGCCUUAGCCUUUAAUAUGUUUGUAAACAAAAAGCCAAAAAAAGAAAUAUAUUUUAAUAAAACAUUUUUUAGAUACUAUCUACGUUUGUUUAUAUGCGUAAUGCAAAGUGACCUACUGACUCCAGUUCAUAUUUUUGGCGCUAGAGGAAAUUUUCAGUCAGCCUCUGUCAGAGUUCUCAAUAAAACCCAAUAAAAACUAAUUCACUUUAAUUUCUGAUCCUACCUCGUAAUAUUGAGGAUUUAUUUUCUGGCUUUAAACACCUAUCUAAGCCAUUUUUUCUAAUCGAACUACAGAAUUUGUUUUAAAUAGAUGCUUUCAAACAAAACAAAAAUUCUGAGUGUUGUUUUCAAAUCGCAUUUUGAAAAGAUAAAAACAAAACGUACAAGUAGAUAUUGAUUUUAAAAAAAUACAAACAUGAUACCGAAAUACAAUUUUUCAUGAAAACGCAUAGUUUUGUUUAUAAAAUUUUGUUUCUACAAUGCGCGGUGGGAGGAAGCUAGCAAUAGAAAUCGAGCAAGAUCAGCUGUUCCCCGAAUCGCUGCCAGCUGAUCAUAAAAACAAACGAUAUCGUUUCCCAGUGAGUUCGCGGCUAGCUGACUGGUUUCGUUGCGCGUCAGAGUAGCUGUGGCGUCUUUCGCUUAUAUGUUAUUUUGGAUAAAUUCUCCUGUUGAUACUGACAGUUUCUUCGGGAAUAACGUAGUGUUACGUGAUUUCUGUGUACCUGGAAAGUGAUGCCAAGUACACCAAAACUAUUCCUCGUUGUUUGUAAACUUAUUGACGUUUUUUCCUUUGUUAAUAGAAACAGGUUCCCUUACCAUGCCGUCCUUGUUAGAAGCCCUUGAACAGAAGUAUGGUGAAAGUUCAACAGAUUCCGAUGGUUCUGAGGACGAAGGCAUAUCAGUGUCCAUAUUCGUGCCUUGCAAAUCUCCACGUGCUAUAGUUCCAGCUCUUUUAGUCCUUAACGACUGCGAUAUUGCCACUGCCGGAGAAAAAGAUGCCUUGGUUGCCAAAUGUGCGGGAGUUGAAGAACUCGAUUUGGCUAAAAAUAAAUUACAAGAAUGGCCCGAGGUUUUCGGUAUCUUAGAGCAAAUGCCCCGCCUUAAAUUCGUAAAUCUAAGUUUCAACGUCUUGUCAACACCUCUCCGUUCAGAAGUAGAACUGAAUAAAGAAACAAAAUGGCAGCAACUCAAAAAUUUAGUUUUGAAUUCAACGUACAUAAGUUGGGAGAGCGUACAAGAUAUUUUAGACCAUUUACCCAGCUUAGAGGAACUACAUUUAAGCCUAAAUGAAUAUAACGACGUUCGUCUCCACGAAAAGGAGUCGAAAAACUGUGAUACUACUAAAAACGAUAAUGAGUCACAAGAUGAUGCACAGUGCUCAUGUAUUAGCUACAAAUUAAAGCACAAACAUUCUAAAUUGAAGGUGCUCCAUUUCAAUGGGAAUCCAAUUGAAGAAUGGAAAGAGGUAACCAAACUCGGAUACGCUUUUCCUAAUUUAGAGACAUUAGUACUAGCAGAUUGUCCCAUUAAAAAUUUGGAUAUAAAUGGGGAGGAAAUCGUUGGUUCAAAUAUGAACUACGAUAGAUCGGAGAGUAAAUGUGAAUCGUGUACUGAUAGAGAUUCACCACACGAUAGUUUUAGAAAUUUAAGAAUUAUUAAUAUGAAUGCCACCAAUAUAUCGACGUGGGACGAUGUUGAGAGGCUGGCGAAAUUUCCUGCUUUAGAAUGUGUUCGAAUUCAGGCUUGUCCGUUAUGGGAAAGCAAUGAAUACACUGAACAUGAACGGAGACAAUUACUUAUCGCAAGGCUUCCAAACGUAAAAAUGUUGAAUGGCGGUGGAAAAAUCACUGCUGAAGAAAGGGAAGAUGCCGAAAGGGCAUUUAUUCGAUACUAUAUGGACAAACCCGAAAGCGAUCAACCUGAAAGAUACUUCGAACUCAUUCAAAUCCACGGUAAAUUGGAUCCUUUGGUGAAUGUCGACUUGAAACCGGAAAAAAGAGUCAAAGUCAAUUUUAUAUGUGGUGAUGUAAGCGAAAUGAGAUCAUUGGAUCUAUUUAGAACCGUAUGGGACUUGAAGGUGAAAUUAGAAGGAUUCGCUGGAUUUUCCGCUUCUAAAAUGAGACUUUUUUAUGUCGACCAGGAUUUGCGAGAUAUACAGGGGCCGGAGUUGAUGAAAUUUCCCAACAAGCGAUUAUACAGUUAUAAUAUUCGUAAUGGAGAUGAAAUAAUAAUAGACUGUAAAAAGAAACCUAGUGAAUCUAAGUGAAUAACUUGAAAUUAAGCUGUGGUUUAAAACCAAAUGAGAUUGUGUUUAUUAAUCAAAUAUCGAUUAAAUAGACCUUAACUUGAAAGACUUGACAAUAUUCUAAAUCUGAAAGCCGAAAAUGAGUAAAAACGACAAGGCUUUAACUGAAUUUCAAUAUGAUUCUGUAAAAAUUGGAAUAAUAAACUCGAUAACAAUCCAUAAACUUUUCAGAUAACCCUUGUAUAGGGACAACUGGUUGAUUAAAAUUGAAAAAAUAUUUUCUAGAAUAUUCACUUUUCAAUUUGAUAUUUCCGGUUUCUAUUUUUUCUGAAAACUUAAUUGAAGAGAAUUUGAUUUAUCCUGUAAAGAAUUUACUAACUGGGUUAGUCAAAACUGUUGCAUAUUGUUAAUCCUUUUGUGUUCCAACAUUAAAGUUUACCAUUGUGUAUAUGUAAAAAAAGGUCACUAAUUAAAAUUGAUUAUUUUGAUAGAAGGAUAUUAGUAUAAUUUGGUUUCAUAACAGAUUUUGUACAAGGUGUUGGUAUAUAGUUCAUGCAGUGUUCAUUUUUUAUUAAAAAGAUAGCAGUGAUGCAAUCAAUCGUCCUACUGAAUUGGUACCGCAUAGGAAACUUUUUUAUAUGCAUUUUAAGGUUAAAAAAUGCUGUAAAAUCGUUGGGAAUAAUUUUUUUCGUUCGUAAAAUGAAUUUUACUCAAAGAUAAAGAAUUAUUAAGGUUAACAAAAUCAAAACGGCUAUAAAAGAAUGAUCAGGACUAAAAUUGCAAAAUGAUAUCGAACAUUUGAUUCUAUUUGUCACUAAUUUUCCUAUUAUGUAUGAUAUGGGUAGUUUCCAGUUCUAGUCAACUUUUUUAAUCGAAAUUGUCAAGUACGAGGAUGAUCCCAAAAGUACCCAUCCUAACGAAGAAAACACAAAAAUUUUUGGAAACAUAUAUUUAUUUUUUUAUAAUAAAAAUCGUCAAUCUCCUCAAAAUAACCAUUAACUGCGUACAUCACCUCUUCAUUGGUGGAAGAUGUUUGAUCACCGAGUCUGGGAACAGAAAAUAAUCCGAAGAGACUAAAUUUGGCGAAUAGGGUGCAUGAGGUAGCAAAUCAAACUUCAAUUCAUUAAUUUUGGCAAUUGCAAUAACAGAUGUGUGAGCUGGAGUUGUCUUUAUGAAACAUUUCAUUAUUUACCAAAUGCAGCCGUUUUUGAUUGAUUUCUUCGCUCAAACGUUGCAAUAAAUUCGCAUAAUACUAGUCGUCGAUAGUUUUUCCUUUCUCAAGUUAGUCAAUGAAAAUUAUACCACGCCCUUCCCUAAAAAUCGACACCAUGACCUUGCCUACAAAUGUAACGGUCUUUGCCUUCUUUGGAGUCGGUUUUUCCCUUUUCAGUCCAUUGUUUUGUUUCGUGUGUAAAGUGAUGGACCCACGUUUCUUCCAUGAUUAAGAAACGACGCAAAAAUUCGAUUUUAUUUCCGUAAAAAAUUGUCAAACAUUCGGUGGAAACAUUUUUACGACGCUGUUAUUGUUCCAUUGUGAGCAAAAUAUUUUACUGUUGAUAACGAAGUAGCAGUCUCACCCAGAGAAGAAUCUAGUUCAGAUUUCAUAUUGAUUGGGCUAAAGCAUUUCAAAUAAAAGUAUUGUAUCACAUAACGAUAACCAAUUUCACUGAAAACGUUCACUAUUGAUGGCUGCCAAACAAAUAUUAAACAACGUGACGUCUUCUAACUUGAACAUAUGCUGUAUAGAUUGUGUACUUUCUAAUACAAGCAACUACCGCCAUCUAUAGAUCGGGUCGGGUACUUCAGGGACCGUCCUCGUAUAAUUAUUGUCAGGUAUUCACUGACCACUUUUUUUUGUUCAUUCCACUUAGCUUUGUUGUUUUCAUUUUUAUACCGGUCACAAAAUAUUAAAUGAAAUUUGCCGUUAGGUAUUUGUUUAAAUUACUUAUGGAAUUUUUGUUGGAGGCAGCCAUGAUGAUAACAAAAUGAACCAUUAAUAUUGACUGAAUUCAUUACCAAUUUGGAGUGUGACUAUUUUCAAAAAUAAAAAAAAUUUUGGCGGCACCUCAUUAGAAAGUAAUUCCAAAUUUAUGUUUUAUAGUACAUCCAGAUAGUGAGUUUCCCUAUUAAAAAAGCCCCACACCUUCAGAAUUUUUCAACAUACCUCCACCAGAAUUGAAGUAUAUCAACUUUUUUAUCCUUCUGUCGACUGUGAAUGGAACCAGCAUGUGACAGAUAACUUUUCCAAAACCCUCUCUACAUGAUAAGAAUUUCUUAAGGUGGAAUAAGACGUGAAAAUCGCCGAGAGCAAGAUCAUGGUUGUAGGAUGGAUGAUUAAAUAACUUCAAUCCAUAUUUUGUUAAAACGGCUGCUGUGUAUCGAGCACAACACAUUAAACGCUUUUUGUUUUGCACGUCGCAAUGUCUUAUCACCUACCGAAGAUCACUCGAGAAGGAAUAACAGAUUCCCUUUCAGAUCAUUGCUAGCAUGUUACGGUACGAGGACCUGUUCUACAUGUGCAAUUGACACACCUAAUUACAUAAGAGGAAAAACCAACCAACUUGUGGUUGUAGUUCUUUUUCCGAUUUAGGUUCCUGGUGGUGGUUGUAAUUUUGUCAAUAUUAUCUAUCUUUGCAAUAUUUUUUAUCUCAUGCUACUUCGUUUCUUAUUUAUGCCCCAAUAAUUUCUCAGUCAUGUGUAUUUUAUCCUCAAUUAACCGUUCUACUUAUUUUACUUUUUUCAGUUCAUUAUCAAAUGCAGUGGAAAAUAAUUAUUGUUUUUAAGACACACAAAGAAUGUAAAAACGAUUUUGGUGUUGCUCUAAACUUUAAAAAUUUGGUGAUGUUCAUAAAGGAAUGAAUAACUGUGAUAUAUGUUAUAAAAAUUUUGGGAAUAACUAUACCGAUCAAUUUUGCUUUGAAAAUUAAAACAAAAAUGAGAUAAUUACCAACAAUAUGAUUAAACCUAAUGUAAAUAUUGAAUAAUUUUAAGGCAGCUUUAAGCUAUUUUCAAUGAAAAUUAUAUAAUGUUAAAAAUAUUGGUGCCAAUAAAAAAUAUAUAUGC